AUAUCUAGCUCUUCAUCCAAGACUGAAAAUUAACUUUCUGAUCAAGUGUUGGUGAAUAUGAGUUCUACAACUCCUACUACUUAGAAUUAAUCAGUGAAUAUGAGUUCUACAAGCAAAGCCUGGAUGGUUGCUGUUAGUGUUGGUGUCGUUGAAGCAUUGAAAGAUCAAGCUGGAAUAUGUAGAUGGAAUUAUGCUCUACGAUCUAUUCAUCAAUACACUAAGAAGAGAGUCAAAUCUUCAAUUUCUCAAGCAACUUCUUCUUCUUCUAUUCCAGCUUCAUCCGUUAUUCCAGAGCAGAUUACGGUGAUAAAGAAGCAAAGAGACCAUGAAUUGAGGCAAUCCGAAGAAUCACUUAGAAAAGUUAUGUAUUUGAGUUGCUGGGGACCUAAUUGAGCUAAAGAUCAAGUGUAUCUUACCUCAUGAGUUUUGUCACACAAAUAUUUUCUCCAACUUCCUAUUUUAGUUCUGCUUUCUUCUUGUUACUUUGGUUCUGGCGAUUCUUAAACUUAAAACAUACAUCCCUUAAACUAAAAUGGCAUUACGGCUUGGAUACAUUUCGGUAAUACUAGUGCAUCAAAACUACAACAAUUUCUACAAAGGAUAUCACUUAUAUGGUAAAUUUUUUGGAAGUCUAUUUUCCUUCACAUUAAUGGACUCUUACAAUUAUUUUAAUCGAGUAUUCAGGUUAAGUAUUUCAGAGAAGAUUUUGGAGUAUACAGAACCAAAACAAAAAAAGAAAAGGAUUGGCAAAGGAAGAUUUUAUCAUUAAACAGAAGUUAAGGAUACAACAAUAGCCAGAUUUAAGAUUUUCAAGAAGGUUGGUUGGAGGCUGAUCAUGUCACCACUCUGAAACAGUACAUAACCUACGGAUAAAUUUGGCUAGACAACCUGCGGUUUUAUCCGAAAUCCAAUAAAAGGUUAGAAAUUUGGGUUCGGGAAAUUCAUUUUCAAAAAUUACACCCCGAGCAAACUGUACCAUUAGCAUUAGCACUAGCAGGAUUGUAAUUUUUGAGUGCCCCAUUAGAGUUAAAUAUUAAUUAAUGAGGAACCAAUACUUUGUGUUGCCCGGAAAUUAAAUUAAGAUUCCAUCCACCCAGUAUUAUGGCACAUUAGAUGGGAGGAUCCCAGAAAGUGGCAUUAUUAAACAAAUUUAAGGAAGCUUCACCUCAAUAAUCGAAGAAUACAAGAAAAGGAUUUAACUUGGAAAAACCAUCACUUUCUUACAAAUCACUUCUACAAGCUAUUAAUACUACUACUAAUACUACCAGUUAGAAUCAAUGUAUACGAUGAGUUCAACAAGGAAAGCGUGGAUGGUUGCUGUUAGUGUUGGUGUUGUUGAAGCCUUGAAAGAUCAAGCUGGAAUGUGCAGAUGGAAUCAUGCUGUAAGAACCAUCCACCAAUACACUAAGAACA
Molecule: messenger RNA, 1413 nt
Organism: Papaver somniferum (opium poppy)
Lineage: Eukaryota; Viridiplantae; Streptophyta; Magnoliopsida; Ranunculales; Papaveraceae
Exons: 1
Coding region: 100-393 (97 amino acids)
Source: RefSeq, a predicted model, not a curated record